AUGUACUUCUGCUACGAUUGCCACCAGACGUUAUCUGACAUAUUUUAUCCACAAGUUGAGCUUCCUUGUAAAGUCGACGUUAUCAAACAUCCGAAGGAAAAGAAUAGCAAGUCGACAGCGAUUCAUUGCAAGUUAGCCGCUCCAUCUAAAACGCAAAUAUAUGAUACAGUGAAUUUGCCUGAUUAUCGAACAAACUUUCCUGAAGAGCGUGUGGUUUUAGUUUUUCCAACACCCGGUGCCCAGAGCAUUGAAGAAUUUGUUGCCAAGGAAGGCAAAAUAGAUCGUUUCGUAUUUCUGGACUCAACAUGGUUUCAAGUUGGAGUAAUGCAGAAGCUUCCCCAAAUAAAUGGUCUCCCAUGUGUGCAUUUGAAGAAAUAUAAGACGAUCUUUUGGCGUACGCAGCACAACUUGGAUGAUCACCAUUUAGCGACAAUAGAAGCAAUAUAUUAUUCUUUGCUCGAGCUCCGUAAUGCCCUUAAUAAAGAGUCUUAUCAAAUGUCAAAUUUUCGACACGAAGACGUGGACCUUCUUCUGAACUUGGGGCAGUUCAGUUUGCCCACGACCUCCCAACCCGAGGCCAGGAAUACUCCCGGUGGCUCCGAUAGAAUGAAUUCUGCUUCACCAGAAGAUGUUGUCGAUCUCUCGUCGGACGAUGAAGAUGAACAACGAAGCAUUCCCAUCAAUAAGAUCUUUCGCUCGCCGACGAUUUCACUACGGUUUCCGAGCGGACAAGUAGUUAAACGAGAAGCGACAAUGCUUACUGAUUUACUACAAAGGCGAUAUAUUGACUCGUUCGCUAUUGAUCCACUCAUGCAGACUGUCAUAAAUGGCUCAAAAUUUCAACUUGGCUACGUCGGUUCUCAAAGCUUCACAGUUUGGCAGAAUUUAGUGAAGAAAUACAAACUCGAUCAGAUUCAUGAUCCAAAAAUUGCACGUCAAUUCUUAGAUGAGAAUCCGUCUGCAGCGAACGAAUUAAGAAAGAACUUCGAAAUCAAGAACUUUGCUUGUGACACGUCGAAGCCAUAUACCGCCAUCGUAGUUUUCCUCCCUAAUGGAAAUCAUUGGUAUUUGAUUGUUGUGUCUCACUACGCGCAAUGGCUGGACAAAAAAGUAAUCGACCGCCAUGACACACAACCAGCAUUCGUCCAUGUAUUCGACUCGCUUUUGCAAGAUAUCGAACGUAGUGAUGGACAAAAUUAUCGAGUAUUGCCACAAUUGCAUGAUCGAGAAAUGGAGGGAACGCUAUUUCCUAUCAUGAGAUUUGCCGCUUUGGUUUUUAAGGAGGAUCCGGGACUUUUCAAGACUAAACUUCAUUCGAGAGCAGUGCGUGAAGUCUUUGGCCAAGGGACAAAUUUUGAUUGUGGUGCUUUCGUCUUGUUGUAUGCAGAGAAAAUUGCAAAUGGUGAACUGAUAGAGACGACGUCAUUCGAAGCCCGAUUCACUGAGUGGCAGUGGAAAGACGCGGAUUGGAUAAGUUACGAUAAUCAAAAGAUGCAGCUUCAAGACAUGUUAUUUUACCGUGCAUUGUGCUAUCAGCGAGCCAAGGACAUGGUCAGCAAGGGCAAAGAGAUAUUGGAAGUGGCAGAAGAACGGUUGACUAAUGGUGAAUCCGCGUUUGAGGGGGAUCCGAAAUUCGAUUCGAUGCAAGGACUGAUAAAUCGUCAAAGUCUCGCGUCGAUUGGAUUUAAAGCCAAAACGGCGUUUCCCAUUCAAUCAUCAUUUACUCAGCAAAACAAGAUAUUAAUG
This is a messenger RNA of Mesorhabditis belari, 1746 nucleotides long. The record is from the annotation of a GenBank genome assembly. NCBI's taxonomy places the organism in Eukaryota, Metazoa, Nematoda, Chromadorea, Rhabditida, Rhabditidae.